GAGCACACGGGAGAGGAGAAGAGGGAGACCCGCCGCCUCCCUCCCUCCCUAGCUGACUUGCUCCCUCCCGGGCUGCGGCUGCUGCAAAAGCCAGCAGCGGCAGCGGGAGCUGUCCGGAGGCCGGCGUCGAGGUGAGACCCGGGCAGACUGAGGCUGCGGGGUUUGCCGCUGUCUCUGCUAUUCCAUCCUCCCCAUAGGGGCUCUCUCCCCUCUCCCAUCUCAAGAUGGCAGCCAGCAGCUCUGAGAUCUCUGAGAUGAAGGGGGUUGAGGAGAGUCCCAAGGUUCCAGGCGAAGGGCCUGGCCAUUCUGAAGCUGAAACUGGCCCUCCCCAGGUCCUAGCAGGGGUACCAGACCAGCCAGAGGCCCCGCAGCCAGGUCCAAACACCACUGCGGCCCCUGUGGACUCAGGGCCCAAGGCUGGGCUGGCUCCAGAAACCACAGAGACCCCGGCUGGGGCCUCAGAAACAGCCCAGGCCACAGACCUCAGCUUAAGCCCAGGAGGGGAAUCAAAGGCCAACUGCAGCCCCGAAGACCCAUGCCAAGAAACAGUGUCCAAACCAGAAGUGAGCAAAGAGGCCACUGCAGACCAGGGGUCCAGGCUGGAGUCUGCAGCCCCACCUGAACCAGCCCCAGAGCCUGCUCCCCAACCAGACCCCCGGCCAGAUUCCCAGCCUACCCCCAAGCCAGCCCUUCAACCAGAGCUCCCUACCCAGGAGGACCCCACCCCUGAGAUUCUGUCUGAGAGUGUAGGGGAAAAGCAAGAGAAUGGGGCAGUGGUGCCCCUGCAGGCUGGUGAUGGGGAAGAGGGCCCAGCCCCUGAGCCUCACUCACCACCCUCAAAAAAAUCCCCCCCAGCCAAUGGGGCCCCCCCCCGAGUGCUGCAGCAGCUGGUUGAGGAGGAUCGAAUGAGAAGGGCACACAGUGGGCAUCCAGGAUCUCCCCGAGGUAGCCUGAGCCGCCACCCCAGCUCCCAGUUGGCAGGUCCUGGGGUGGAGGGGGGUGAAGGCACCCAGAAACCUCGGGACUACAUCAUCCUUGCCAUCCUGUCCUGCUUCUGCCCCAUGUGGCCUGUCAACAUCGUGGCCUUCGCUUAUGCUGUCAUGGUGAGCCCCAUGGGACCCUAGCCCAGGCCUGCUGUGGCUCCCAGCUUCCCGCCAGCGCUGCAAUAGAGCCUCUGGAGUAAUCAUGCCUUCCUUCCCCUCUCCUCUCUGCAUGGAUCCCACCUCCCCAAUUCCAGGGCCUUUGUUUGCCUCUCCCUAGGACCUAACCCUCUGAGCCACCACUGCCCUGCCCCUUUGGGUGGGAGGGAUAUGGAAACACGUGUCACACAGCCUCGCUGACCUGUGCCCUCCUCCCCCUGCCCCUUCACUCCUCCUUCCUCCCUUACCCGCCAUCUAUGGGGCUGGCCUCUCUCUCUUCUGGAUGACUUUUCCACCUGAUCCCUUCUGGGCUGGCUUCUCCUGACCCCGGCUAUGUGCCUCCACCCCUCGCCCUAACCCCAGUCCCGGAACAGCCUGCAGCAGGGGGACGUGGACGGGGCCCAGCGUCUGGGCCGGGUAGCCAAGCUCUUAAGCAUCGUGGCGCUGGUGGGGGGAGUCCUCAUCAUCAUCGCCUCCUGCGUCAUCAACUUAGGCGGUGAGUGGGGGCUUGGGACAGGCAGGGGAGGAAUGGAAGGGUUGGCAAGGGCAGCUUUACUAACCCCUGCCCCUGCUCUCUCCUGUCUGUCCUCCUUACCUCUCCUUUGUCUCUCCUUGUCUCCCCCUCCCCCCGUCUGUCCUUCCCUCUCCUCUCCCACAGUGUAUAAGUGAGGGGCUCUGCCCCGCAUCCCAAGACUUUUCUUCCUGUUGGGAGCUGCCUUGGGCCCAUCCCUCCCCUGGGGGGAGCCCAACUGAUGGCCCUGGCCCCCACCCCUAAGGACCAAGGGAGCCUGAGCGGCCUUGUUUACAGCUUCUGUCCUGCUCCUGCAUCUUGCCAGGCUCCUCUGCCAACUGUAGGCCUGCCUCAUCCCUGCACUGGUUCCAACCUCCCUGCACUAAUGCCUGCAUCCCCUCCGGCCUCUUGGCCCCCUAUCCCUGCACUUCUGGAAACCUCCCUGCACUCUGGAAACCUCCCUGAACACCUCCCCAACUCUGCGCUCUCAGCCUCCCUGCAUCUCUCCUGGCCUCCCUGCACUUCUUCCAGCCCCCCAAAUUCUCUGGACCUCCACCCUGGCCGCCUCCUCCCAACUUUCAUUGUCUUGGCAUCUCUCAACCCUCAGUCCUCUCUUCCUUCCCUUCUUUAUCAUCUCCCCUUUCCUCUCCACGUCCCGCCCCCUUCCUCUUCCUGCCUCCUCAUCUCCCUUAAGCAUCCUCUUCUCCAACCUCCCGUCACCGUUUACUCUGCAAAAUUGACAGCACUUAGACGAGGCUUGGGGGCAGGGAGCAGUGUUGGGAGAGGGCUCCCCAACCCCAGGCUCGGACUGUUCUCUGCUGGGACCACCCAGGGUCGGACACCCAAGGGUGCCUGGCAGGUCGCAGAGUUGGCAAGCCGGGCCUCGUAUGGGGACUCGGGUGAGGGUGGCGAGUACUGGUUCCGAACGCACGCAGGGGAGAAGGGAGGGACGCGGCGCUGACCCUUCCAGGUCAGCUGGAGUUGACCCGCCCACCUGGGCUUUUCAACCCCAGUCCGCGAGUUUCUUUCUUGAAGGUGUGGGGGCUAGAUUCAUUCACGUGCUUCGUAAUGAAAUAAUCCAAAAAAUAGGACCAAAGCGCCCACUGGCAGGAGCGAGGGCGGGGCGCCGCGCUCUAUAAUUAUUUUCUAAGAUGAUGGGGGAGGUUUGUUGCACGCGACAGCCCGCUGAGGAGGCGGGGACCGAGCUACAACGCGGUUCGGAUUUGGCGGGGGUUUUUUUCCUUAAAAAAAAAAAAAAAAAAAAAAAAAAAGUCUGGGGGAAGAAAAAAACUAAAAUUCUUAAAAAAAAAAAAAAAAGGCUAUUAUCAAACUGAUUUCUCCCUUUUUGUAUGCCGGAUGCUGCAUGAGUCUGAAACACCAAUAAACGGAGACUGCAUGAGA
This is a messenger RNA of Homo sapiens (human), 3051 nucleotides long. It is a transcript of the gene PRRT2, whose product is annotated as proline rich transmembrane protein 2. The record is from RefSeq and is marked reviewed. Gene Ontology annotation, biological process: synaptic vesicle fusion to presynaptic active zone membrane; negative regulation of short-term synaptic potentiation; negative regulation of SNARE complex assembly. Gene Ontology annotation, cellular component: presynapse; postsynaptic density membrane; plasma membrane. NCBI's taxonomy places the organism in Eukaryota, Metazoa, Chordata, Mammalia, Primates, Hominidae. The transcript has 2 exons. The coding region runs from base 225 to 1124 and encodes 299 amino acids.